AUUGCACGACGCGGUCUUCCAUCCGAAGACGCGUUUUGGUACGGGUGUUAGUGACGAUCCUGGUACAAUUCUGUACAUCUUCUCGAUCGAACUGCAUAUUUCAUUGUGCAGAGACUGUUAACAUGGCGCCAGUGACUGUUGACUACGAUAUCGACAAUUUCGAUGUCGACGAUUUCAACGAUCCGUUUGCCUCGGACGACGACAACACCAGCAACAAAGCCCAGUCUAAGAAGCGCGAUGCAGAAGCCAGCGGACUCGGUAUUGACGAAGCAAUCGCCGUCCACAAGAAGCCCAGAGCGCCCAAUGUCAAGUUGGAUGAACACAGACUACUAAGCGACAAUGGCAUACCCAAAUUACGAAAGAAGGCGGGCGAGCUGAAGUUCAAGGGCAAGGGGCACGAGUUCUCCGACACCAAACAGCUCCUCGACCUCUACCAAUUUUGGCUCGACGACCUGUUCCCGAAGGGCAAGUUCCUCGACUCUCUGGCCAUGAUAGAGAAGACGGGACACAAAAGCCGGGUUAUCAGCGCUCGCCUGAACUGGAUCAAUGAGUUGAAACCGAAAGCGACUCAGGACAGCGACGAAGAGCCAGAGGAAGAGUCGAAUCCAUUUGAGGAGCGACAGCCUGCCAAGUUCCCAGCGAGAGUUGCGCCGAUAUUCCAGAACCAGGUCAGGGCGAGCCAGCGACCAAAGACACCAGAUAAGGAGGAUUUGUUUGGAGAUCCGGAUGAAGAUAUAUACGAUGCCACUCCGAGGAAUACCACAACGACGGCGGCGGCUGGGGGGUCGUUGUUUGGGAACGGUGCGAUAGGUGGUGGUGAACCGGAUGAGGAAGACCUGGAUGCGCUCAUGGCAGAGGAGGAAGCGCAGCGAACUUCAACCACUUCAAUAUUUGGCAGUGGAAGGCCUGCGCCGAAGCCCGCACCACGCCAACAGGCGCCUGAUGAUGAUGAUCUGGAUGCAUUGAUGGCGGAAGCUGAAGCUGAGUCGAGUAUGCAGGAAUAUACUCAGGCAAAGGGACCGAAACCCAGCAAGCCAGCCGUGGAAGAUGAAGAUGAACUCGAUGCCCUUAUGGCCGAGGCGGAAGCAAUGGACGCUGGGACACGGGCGGUGUCAACAAAUUUGCCUCGACGGGAUAAGCAGCCAGCGGCAGAUACAACAUUCAAUGCAGAUGAUGAGGAAGCUAUGGCGGAAAUGGAUGGAUUAUGGUAAGAGUUGGUGUACGAGGAGUUCAGGUGUAUUAUGGUGUCGGAAAUUUGCCCUGGCCCAAUAGCUGGGUACUGUUGAACACCUUUGAGUUCUAAGGCCAAGGAGAACUAGGUAUUAUGAUAAUAUGAAGAAUUACGGCUAUGAUCAAUGUCUAACAAUAGCAUUCAAACGAAGGCUUACAUUACAGGUAGAGAAGCACGAGCCUGGG
Pseudomassariella vexata is the source of this 1416-nucleotide messenger RNA. RefSeq names its product replication fork protection component Swi3-domain-containing protein. Gene Ontology annotation, molecular function: DNA binding. Lineage: Eukaryota; Fungi; Ascomycota; Sordariomycetes; Amphisphaeriales; Pseudomassariaceae. Gene Ontology annotation, biological process: replication fork arrest; DNA replication checkpoint signaling; replication fork processing. Bases 123 to 1211 code for a protein of 362 amino acids. The transcript has 3 exons. Gene Ontology annotation, cellular component: nucleus; replication fork protection complex. The record is from RefSeq and is a predicted model, not a curated record.